AUGGGUGCAACCUCAAGACUUGCACUGGUUUCUUGUGUUUUGAUUUCCCUUUUUUUAUCAUCCUCUGCUCAAUCAUGCACCAACUAUGCCUUUGCAAGCAACAAGGUCUUUAGUACUUGCAAUGAUCUUCCAUAUUUGAAUUCGUUUCUUCACUGGACUUAUGACCCAUCUUCAGAAACUGUCCAAAUCGCCUUCCGACACACUAGAGUAACAUCCUCAAAAUGGGUUGCAUGGGCCAUCAAUCCAAAUUCAACAAGCAUGGUUGGAUCACAAGCACUUGUUGCUUUCCAAAAGUCUGACGGAACGAUGAGAUAUUACACAUCGCCUGUGACAAGUUACGGUACCCAGUUGGCGGAAGGGGAUUUGAGCUUCCCCGUCUCGGAUUUAUUGGCAACAUUUUCAAAUAAUGAGAUCACCAUUUUUGCAACUUUGAACCUUCAAAAAAUUAACAGUACUACUGUAAAUCAGGUUUGGCAAGAUGGCCCAGUUUCAGGUGAUACUCCUGGGGCACAUGAUCAAUCCGGUGAUAAUAUUCUAUCCAUGGGGACUAUAAACCUUCUUUCAGGAGAGUCUGGGACUACAGUAGGAGGAGGAGGAGGGAACACAAAAAUCAAGAAACGGAACAUUCAUGGGGUUUUGAAUGCAAUCAGCUGGGGCAUCAUGAUGCCUGUAGGUGCUUUGUUCGCAAGAUACUUGAAGGUAUUCAAAUCGGCGGACCCUGCAUGGUUUUACCUUCACGUUACUUGCCAAACAUCGGCGUACAUCAUUGGUGUCGCCGGAUGGGCCACCGGACUCAAACUCGGAAGUGAGUCUCCUGGAAUUCAACACACCACCCACAGAAACAUUGGCAUUCUCCUAUUCCUCCUUGGAACCCUCCAGAUUCAUGGGGUUUUGAAUGCAAUCAGCUGGGGCAUCAUGAUGCCUGUAGGUGCUUUGUUCGCAAGAUACUUGAAGGUAUUCAAAUCGGCGGACCCUGCAUGGUUUUACCUUCACGUUACUUGCCAAACAUCGGCGUACAUCAUCGGUGUCGCCGGAUGGGCCACCGGACUCAAACUCGGAAGUGAGUCUCCUGGAAUUCAACACACCACCCACAGAAACAUUGGCAUUCUCCUAUUCCUCCUUGGAACCCUCCAGGUGUUUGCUUUGCUUCUAAGGCCGAACAAGAACCACAAGUACAGAUUCUACUGGAACAUCUACCACCACUCAGUCGGAUACAUGGUGAUUCUCCUUAGCAUCGUUAACAUAUUCAAAGGAUUCGAUAUCUUGAAACCGGAGCACCAAUGGCAGAGAGCUUACACUGCAAUCAUUGUGAUUCUAGCGAUCAUUGCUGUAUUGUUAGAAGCUUACACAUGGUUUGUUGUGGUGAAGAGGAAGAAGGCGGCAAGUGCUGAGAAGAUGCCACAGGGCACGAAUGAAACAAAUGGGCACAAUGGGUAUGGAGCCAGGACACAGGAGAGAGUGUAGUUCAAAGUUAUCUGCUAUAUUGUUUGAUUUGACCAUCUUUUGUUGCACCUAUUUAUACACACUGGCCUGGCCUCUUCCACAGGGUGAAAGGGGG
This is a messenger RNA of Ilex paraguariensis (yerba mate), 1558 nucleotides long. Lineage: Eukaryota; Viridiplantae; Streptophyta; Magnoliopsida; Aquifoliales; Aquifoliaceae. The record is from the annotation of a GenBank genome assembly.